CGGAAGUGUCGUGCUGGGCUCUGUGUGCUUUCAUGGGGGGGGAGUGUCACUGAGGCCCGGGCCGCCGUCGCCAGCCAGCCGCGCCCUUGAGAUGCGUGAGGCUGGGCAGGUAUUUUCAUCCCCGUAGCAGCCCAGGGCGGGAGCCAGUCACAGCUCGGAAGCUCAGCGCGCCUGGGUGGGUCGGUGCGUCCCUUGGCAGGACCGCUCAGUGCUGCCAGAAGUGGCGCAGCUGGUUUAAUGCUAACUAAAAAUGAAUGAAAGUAGAAAAUCAGAUGAGAAAAAUAUUGACAAUAGAAAAGAUGACAGAGAAGAGCUACUGGAAUUUUCUGAGAACUUUAACCAACUUGAAUUGUUGGAAACACACAGACAUCUAAUUCCUAUAGGAACUCAGAGUCUUUGGUCAGGAGAGUCUGAUGAGGAAGAUGAAGAGGAGGAAAAAAGUGAGGAGUGGUACCAACUGCAAGAAAAGAAAAUGGAGAACAAUCCAGAAAAACUGCUGCUUUGGGCAGCUGAAAAAAAUCAGCUUAGCACAGUGCGCAGGCUCCUUUCUCAAAAGCUAGCUCCCGUUAACGUCCAAGACGAAGAUCAAUACACACCCCUCCAUCGAGCUGCCUACAGUGGACAUUUAGAUGUUGUGCGUGAAUUAAUUGCCCAAGGUGCAGAUGUCCAUGCACUGACAGUGGACGGCUGGACACCUCUACAUAGUGCAUGUAAGUGGAACAAUACAAAGGUGGCUUCGUUUUUACUUCAGCAUGGUGCAGAUAUCAACGCUCAAACAAAUGGAUUACUGACACCAUUGCAUCUUGCUGCAGGAAACCGAGGGAGUAAAGAAACACUAGAACUUCUGCUGAUGAAUCGUUACGUGAAACCAAACCUAAAAAAUAACUUGGAUGAAACUGCAUUUGAUAUUGCUAGAAGAACUGACAUAUAUCACUACCUUUUUGAAAUUGUAGAAAAUUGCACAAAUUCUGUGCCAGAUUCUUAGAAAUUCUCAUUAUUUAAACUUCAGAAUGUGAAUUUCACUUGCUUCCUCUUUGUAAUACAGCAUUCUUUAUACUUUCACCCAAAACAAGUGGUUUCUCCCCACUUUUCAGAAAAGAUUUAAUGGGUGAUAUUGUAGAGGGAGGUCUCAUGAUUAAGAUUUCAUUAUUUUUGCAAAAUAAAUGACCAUAUACUUACUCAGACUUUGACAUAUUAUCACUUAUAUUAGUAGCAUAGCUGGGGGGGGGGGAGUGGCCGCUCCUCCACUGAGCACAAGUGGCGCCUUUUUAAUUUUACUCACCCGGGAGCGAAAAAAAAGGCACCACCCACUGCGGCGCUUUUACUGACGGAGCGGCGCUCCAGGUUUUUGGUGGCACUUUGGCAGCAGGACCUUCACUCACUUCAGGUGUCUUCAGCGGCACUGAAGCUUCAUCACCGAAAUGCCACUGGAGACCUGCGGAGCGAGUGAAGGUCUUGCCACCGAAGACCCGGAGUGCUGCCCCGCCAGUAAAAGCACAGCAGCGGGUGGCGCCUUUUUUUCCACGCUCCCUCUCUUCCCUCCAGCUGGCUAUGUUACUGACUUAUACAGAAUCGGAUUUGAAGUGUUCUGCAGGAUAAAGUUUUGGUAAAUUUAGUAAUUUGCAGUGGGUCUCCACUUAAUCAGUGCAAAUUAGCAAGGAUCUACUGUAGUUAAAGUCAGAAACACUAAUAUCAAGUCAAGGAGGAAGCUGGAACAUUAACUGUUAAGUAAGCUAGCAGGUAUGCACACGUUGGUAGUUACUGUUUGUUUUAAACUUUUGAGACACUUGUUUUAACUUAAAGUGCACAAAAAUGCCAACUGAAUGUAACUAACUUAUACAGGGGACAUUCAAAAUAUAUAGUCUCCUUAUUUUAAAAUAAAAUACUUAACACUAAA
This is a messenger RNA of Gopherus flavomarginatus (Mexican gopher tortoise), 1897 nucleotides long. It is a transcript of the gene ANKRD49, whose product is annotated as ankyrin repeat domain 49. Gene Ontology annotation, molecular function: protein binding. NCBI's taxonomy places the organism in Eukaryota, Metazoa, Chordata, Testudines, Testudinidae. Bases 251 to 985 code for a protein of 244 amino acids. The record is from RefSeq and is a predicted model, not a curated record. The transcript has 3 exons.